Molecule: messenger RNA, 2188 nt
Organism: Verruconis gallopava
Lineage: Eukaryota; Fungi; Ascomycota; Dothideomycetes; Venturiales; Sympoventuriaceae
Exons: 1
Coding region: 244-1839 (531 amino acids)
Source: RefSeq, a predicted model, not a curated record
ACAUGCCCGUUUGCAUUCACCGCAAGCAUGCCACUCACGACCAGCAAGAUGGAGACACCCUCGUCCUUAAGCAUGGCCUCAUUCGCGUCGUCUCUUCCAACGCACUUUCGCUAUCACUGCUGGCAACGCCUCUCUCCUGACUGUCCAGACUGAGGAACACCCGAUCAUCACACGCCCCAUAAGAGGCACGCUCACAUCCCGCAUGUACUGGCUCUCCUUCUCUUGUCCCUUCUUCCAGGCAUAAUGCUACGGAGGGCAGCAGCUCUACUUACCGCUCCGCUUCUUCUGUCGAUCGCCAACGCCCAGGGAACAGUCGUUGUGACUGCUGCUUCCGCGACAGUGACCUGCACACGUUUCCACCGGACGGGCUUCUGGGACGUAGACAUCGACAAUUGGCCCGCGCUGCCUCCCGAGUGUGGACCUCCGCUCUCGUUCAACGCGAUCCGCAACAAGAGCAAACUUCCCGCCCAGAUCUGCGGACUGGUGGGAGCGUACAUCUUCUUUCUUGUUGCGACCGGAACGCUUCUUCUAACCUGGGGUCGGCGUUUGCGAAAGAGAGCCGAGCAGGCCACCGGCGCACUGAAGGAGAUUGAAAUGAUGAACAAGAGUGACUACGGACUGGCCAGUCCCGCGCCCAGCCAUGGCAGCUGGUUUAGGAAGGGCCUGAAGCACUUGAGCCACUCGAGCAGCAACAAGAGCCCCCACCCGGAUUAUCCCAAAAGUCCUGGCAUCGAGUCUGUAAACAGCUUCGACGAUCGGGUCAUACAGAAGGACAGGGAGGCCGCGCAGCAAGAAAUGGACCGGCUUUACGCCGCGGUGGCCAAGCACGAAGAGGCGCGGAGAUCGCAGGCUCGCAUCUCCAAAGCUGAAUCGAGGGAGUCGAUGCGAUCCGCCGUCACGACAACGGACGCAAUCUCUGCGGCCGGACCCAAGCUCCCACCAGCGCCCGACGCCCGCAAGAACCUGCGGGUGCAGAUUUCGGAGUUGCCGCCAAGGGAGAUUCCUAACAGCCCACGCAGCCCUCGUAGCAUGAAUUCCCAGGGCGUACCCAAGUCACCGUAUCGGGCAAUCUACCCGUCGUUCCCGUCUCCGGGUGCAUACAGCUUCACAAGCAGCCACCAGCCUGCCACCCCAAUGACCCCCUUCUCUCCAGGCCGCGUUGAGCUGCCAGACGACAUGUAUCCAGCGAGUCCGCCGCCCAAACAUGUCCACAUGCAGAUACCGCCCAAGAGCUCAGGGAACGACUCGUCAUCGAGCAACAAGUCCAAGAAGCUGCAGGCGAUCAAGAAUCUUCGCAUCGGUGGCAACAGCGACGCCAACGCGGAGGAUAGACAGCCGCUGUCGCCGACUACACCUGCCGGUGCUCCACAUGGCUACGCUGAGCCAAUGUCUGCCAAGACAUUUGCCACCAACGAAAGCGAGGACUACUCCCGAGAGCGCUUGGACGAGCCACGGCCUCUCCCAGCGUCAAGACCAACUCUCCAGAUAUCUCUCCCAUCGUCGCCAAAGGCCAAUCGGUCACCCGUGGGAGGCACGCUGCCGCUCCGGGCCUUCCAGAACAGCAGCGGGGAUUACCCGAUGUCUCCCGGCCCUGUGAAGCAGACCAUCCUGGAGCGUAAGAACGACCGGAUCGGUCGUGGCCCGUUGACGGCCAGGACGCCGAGGACGGGCGUGCCCAUGACGCCGUACACCCCGUACAUGCCCUUUACGCCCAUCACUCCCGUCACUCCUGGCCUCAUGAGCCGCAAGAUGAGAAAGGAGCGCAUCAAGGCGCAAGGCCAAAGGGUGCUUAUGGAGGAGGAUGAGGUGCCUGACGAGGAUGAGAUGUGGCAAGGUUGAUCGUCAAACGUUCGACGAGCUUUCAAUUGCGUCGUCUCGGUGUAACUUGCUCAACUGGACUCGGGACCUCUUUUAUUUUUCUCUCUACAUAAUUGUACAACGAUUGCAUUGAAAGAUAAGCAUGCACCGCACCCCCCACCCCUCGAAUGUCGGUCACUUCUGCUGUAGGAAAUGGUUUGGGAGUUUAUUCUUGUUUAUUUCCAGAAGCUGCCACUCUCUUGAGAGCGUGCGGACGUGUCUCGAGCGGGAGACUUCUUAUUGAUACCAGAACCGAUUAGUCUAUGUAAAUGCUAUCGAAUCACUUCCAUCUCCCAGUCCGACAAGUCACCUCUUUCAAUCAUUCAAAGGC